Nicotiana tabacum (common tobacco) is the source of this 2539-nucleotide messenger RNA. The record is from RefSeq and is a predicted model, not a curated record. NCBI's taxonomy places the organism in Eukaryota, Viridiplantae, Streptophyta, Magnoliopsida, Solanales, Solanaceae.
UCGCCACCGACCGCUGCCGUAACACAUGCUUCGGAACUUACGCACGCGGCGGCGUCCGCUUUACGGUGCUCACAUUUGUGCCUUAGCCGCCGCGAUUCUCCUCCUCCUUUCCGUUUCACUCCUCUACAGUCGCCUCAACUUCUUCCUCCAACCUAACAAUCACCACCCGCACUCCCUCCAAUACGACACUAUUUCACUGAACAAUCCUCUCGUGGACGAUUUAGCCGACGCUGAUUACCGCUCCUCUGACGACCGCAUCGACGAGCUCGACGUUGCUGACAAUAACAACAACAAUAACGAUGAUGAGUUCCUCUUAUCCAACGAAUCCGAAGAGGACGACGAAGAACUCAUCAACCAAUAUCCUAGGGUUUCCUCCACGUAUUUCUACGAUCAGAGGCACGGAGUUGUACGGAGAGCGUUUAACAAGCGAUCGAUUGAGGAAUGGGAGGAUUACGUUAAUUUCGAAUCGAGGAUGAAGGUAGGAUUAGGGUUUAAGAGUGAUGAAUCUAAGGCCGCGUUUGGAUCUGAUGAUUUUCCAGUAGAUGUGCAAAUGAGAAUGAAAUUGAGUGAGAUUAAGAGUGUUGAAGAUGCUUUGUUACUAAAAGGAUCACCUUUGAGGGAAGGGUGGGGUGAGUGGUUUGAAAAGAAGAGUGAUUUUUUGAGGCGGGAUCGGAUGUUCAAGUCGAAUUUGGAGGCGUUAAAUCCAAAUAAUAAUCCCAUGUUCCAGGAUCCUGAUGGAGCUGGGAUUACUGGAUUGAGUAGAGGGGAUAAAAUUGUAUUGAAAGUGUUGAUGAAUGAGCUUAAGAAAGUUCCAUUUCUGGUGAAAAAGCCACUUUCGGUUUCUGAAUUGAGAAAAUCUGAGCUGGUUAGUGAUGCUUUGGAUUUGCACAAGAUGGUGGGGCUGGCCAAAAAUGAUGCCUUUGAGUCGAAAGAGUUGAAGUUCAAUACUGAAUUAGUGAAAACUAAUGAUGCGUAUGUGAAUAAAGGGAAGAGAGCGGAGCGUAGAACAUUAAAUGAUAAUGCUAGAAUUGGAAAAAGAGCUGUACAUGUUCAUGAUACUGAUGAAGAUUUAGCUACUAGGAGUAACAAAGGGAUACACAAUGGUAAUAGGAAAGCUGUGGAAGGUGAGACAAGAGGUGAAGUUUCUGGGCAAGUCUAUGCUGAUGGAAAGAGAUGGGGUUACUUUCCGGGUUUGCAACCCCGGUUGUCUUUUGCUAAUUUUAUGAAUUCCUUUUUCAGGAAAGCAAAAUGUACAAUGAGAUUUUUCAUGGUGUGGAAUUCUCCUGCAUGGAUGUUUACCACUCGGUAUCAUAGGGGACUUGAGAGCGUACUUAACCAUCACUCGGAUGCCUGUGUGGUGGUUUUCUCUGAGACAAUAGAACUUAACUUCUUUAGUGGUUUUGUGAAGGAUGGCUUCAAAGUGACUGUUGUGAUGCCCAAUCUUGAUGAGCUCCUACAGGAUACACCAACACAUGUAUUUGCUUCUGUCUGGUACGAGUGGAAGCAGACAAAACAUUAUCCCUUACAUUACAGUGAACUUGUCAGGGUGGCAGCUCUAUACAAGUAUGGGGGAAUCUAUCUUGACUCGGAUAUCAUAGCGUUGAAUUCAUUGUCUUCGCUUAAUAAUACUGUUGCUUUUGAGAAUGACCUACGUGGAAAAACUUUGAAUGGUGCUGUAAUGGCAUUUAGAAAGCAAAGUCCUUUUAUAAUGGAGUGUUUGAAGGAGUUUUAUGCCUCUUAUGACGACGCACAAUUGAGGUGGAAUGGAGCUGAUCUUUUGACAAGAGUUGCUAGUAACUUUUCUGGCAAUGAUAAUCCGAUAGAACGAUGGAGAUCAAGUUUCAACCCUCUUUUCUUAUCUUCCCUAUCAGUCAUAAUAAUAUUACCAGAUAUUUCUCAGCACCAGCAACAGAGAGUGAGAAAGCUGAACAAGAUAUGCUAUUUAAAACUAUACUCAAAGAAGCAGUCACAUUUCACUUUUGGAAUGGCUUAACUUCAGCUAUGGUUCCAGAGACUGAGAGCCUUGCAUACCGGAUCAUUAAUUACAAUUGCCUACAUUGCUCAGAAGAAUUAUGAAUCUCUUGCAAAAGCAUUAAAGCAGACGGCCUUGUAAAACAUUUUAUUUUCAUGCCAUUAGAUACCUCACAGCUUUUAAAGAGAUUCAAAAGAGUGUCAGUUAUGAAGAUGUACAUUUGAAAUUCCGGUGCUGUUUUCCAUGAAGAAAGGCUGCUUGCAGUGGUGAUGUCCUGUCUAUAUACAAAUUGUUGUUGUAGGAAACAUGAAUCUUUAGUUGGCUGAAGGCUUCUGGAUCUCGUGUUCUUAGUCUAUUAGUUGGUGUAGAUUCUCACAAGGGAGGAUUAAGAGAUCCCACUUUUUAUAGCUGAGAUCUUUUUGUAUAUUUGCUUCCCUUUGAUUUGUGUAGUUCUCACUUUAUCGGUCUGAUUUAGAUGAUUCACUUAGUUUAAUCCAAAGUUUUGUAGAACUAUUUGUAGUCAUUGACAACACAACAAUCAUAUAUUUUAGUGAUGUUUCUUUUAAA